Messenger RNA from Caenorhabditis remanei, 864 nucleotides. RefSeq lists its product as uncharacterized. Bases 1 to 864 code for a protein of 287 amino acids. The transcript has 6 exons. The record is from RefSeq and is a predicted model, not a curated record. Lineage: Eukaryota; Metazoa; Nematoda; Chromadorea; Rhabditida; Rhabditidae.
AUGCAACGACCCGAGAGAAUAAGAUUUUUCAUUACUGAACAAUGUCGUCUUCUGGAUCCUUCAUAUCGAAACUAUAUGUGGCCAAAACAAAUUCUUCUAGGAGAUACACCUCUACCACUUGCCGAAGGAUCUCCUAUGAUUUUCAGAAUAAACGACAAGAAGAAGAUCAGCUUUCGUAUCGUUCUGGAAAGCAACGAUCAUGGAGGUCCAAUUGGUAUCGGAUUUCCAUUAUCACAAAUUGAAAGUGUUUCCAUCAAAGAUCGAAGUCAGAAACAUCCGGAACAUGCUAUUGUGUUUUUGCUCUCAAACUCAGCACUCGAGAAGUUGAAUCUGAAAUUCGGGACACUGCUUGAUGACCCAAUAUCAAAUGGAAACAGGCGGAGCAUGUCGAAAUAUCUUACUGUAAUAGUUGGAGCGAACCCAAGUAUUUCAAAACCAAAUAACGUGUAUUGCCGUGUAAUUUUAUCCUCGUAUAAGUUCACAUUUUCCUUCCUGGCGGCCAAAAAGAUUUUAUUGAAAGAUUUGCCUAUCAUGUGGCACAAACUGCUGGAGGACAAAGAAGAACGCUUCAAAGUAGUGGCAAUCCAAACAGACAGAGAAAGAAUUGCAGAAAUGAAUGAUGAGGCAUGGGAUUGGUUAAUGACAUAUCUCAAAGUUAAAUGGGAAACAUGCCCAAUUCAAGGAUCGUGGCUUGUAAAAGAAGAACCAAAUCGGGAAAGUAGUAAAUUCAAUGAAAUCAUACUGAAACGAGAACCGCCAUCACUUCUAUCCGAUGAAUUUCUUGAAUCAAAACCACCAAAAAGAUUAAAAUAUUCGGAUUCCACGGGUGGAUCACCAGCAUCAGUAUCAUCUGAAUAUUUAUGA